AUGGUAGCACAAACUGCCAUGUUCCAAAGGAGAGUUGCAAACAUCUUAUGGAACUAUCAGCCCACAAAUGAUGCAGUGAAAGUAGACGUAUGGGAUGUUGUGGACAAGGGUCGUCAACGGGAGGUUAAACACGGAGCUACAGCUUCGGCAUACGUUUCGUUGUUGACUAAAAAAUCCCAGACUACCACGGCUAUGGCUUCCCUGGACUCGACAUUUAUCGACGUCUACAAAGGCGUGAACUGUGUUAUUCUGAUGUUUGACAUGACGAGCAAGUGGACCUUCGAGUACGUGCGUCGAGAACUGCCGAAGGUGCCGCAUUCGGUACCAGUUCUGGUGGUUGGGAACUUUCGCGACGCUGUUGCCGCUGAUGAAACGAACCGAGAGAUCACGGAGACUGAGGUUCGUACUUUCAUUAGGCGGGUGCUGAAUAUGCGACAGUCCUUUGCCUCGGACAGUGACGCACCAGAGUCUUGCAAGCAGUACACGUGUGCACCAAUACGCUAUUGCGAGACUUCCAUGAAGAAUGGAUUUGGGCUGAUGUAUAUCCACCGUUUCCUCAACAUUCCCUUCCUCCACCUGCAAUGUGCCUACCUUCUUCAAACACUAGCUCUCAACCGUCAGGCCUUCUCCACCAUCAGUCAGCAACUCGACAUGGCAGAGGAGAAUCGGGAGGCGAUUUGUUCUUACGAAAAGUUUACGCGCUGGUUGGAAGGCGUCAGAGGUCCAACUUCAUCAUCAAGUUCUGUAGUCAUAGGUGAAAUGGGAAAGGCGACUCUACAACCCGGCUCAAAUAAGGCAGCCACUGGCCGAGUUGAUGCUAGCCCCAAGGGCAAGCCUUCCCCAGUCAAGCCAAAAAGGAAGUCGAUCAACGGGCCUCCCUUGCCCACAAGCGGCGCUGAAGACUCGGCAUUUGGAGAGUUCAUUCAAAAAGCUGACAGUCCUUCCACAUCUUCAUCUUCUCCUACCAACGGUUUAAACGUGAAUAUGCAGCCGGUUGACUCAUACCUCAAUGCUGUGCCCGUGGUCGCAGAAUUUCAGGAGGACAUUGAUCCCGACGAUGCGGUGGUGGGCAGUGCGGCAGGAGGUUUUAACGGUGUGGGUGGAAGCCUUCGUCCGCUUGCCGAUUCCGUGGAUGAUGACCUAGUGGACGAAGAUGACGACGAUUUGAUGAAUGAAGAUGAUGAUGACGAUGAGGAGCACUUGGGACCCGCUUUGGGUCUGGCCUCAUUCAGUAAUGAGGCUGUGGAAGAUGGACGAUCCUCGAGCUGUAAAAUGAAUUAUGUUUUAUGUCCCUCUCUUGAUGCUAUGAACGGGACGAAGGCACGUAAUGGGCUGCAAGUAGAUCAAGUGCCGACUUUCCAGCCCCCGUCUCCCAGUUCUUCCUCCCCUUCCACUUCACCACCCAGCUCGACCCAUCCCCCCAAUAUCGUUCCACCGAUGUCUCGAACCGCCUUGCAUGAUCCCUCCGUCGAUUUGGUCACCUCGGAGGAAAGAAAUGCUUUUGAACGCUUCCUUGAUGACAUGUGA
This is a messenger RNA of Echinococcus granulosus, 1527 nucleotides long. Its product is annotated as Putative GTP-binding protein Parf. The transcript has 11 exons. Gene Ontology annotation, cellular component: nucleus; cytosol. Gene Ontology annotation, molecular function: GTP binding. The coding region runs from base 1 to 1527 and encodes 508 amino acids. Lineage: Eukaryota; Metazoa; Platyhelminthes; Cestoda; Cyclophyllidea; Taeniidae. The record is from RefSeq and is a predicted model, not a curated record.